UAACAUCAUAAAAGUAAAUGGGUUGGUUAUCACUCGUUACGAAAAUAAGGUCAGUAGUUUGUAGCUUGUGAGAAAUUACUAUUUAAUAUAAAAAAUUACGUGAUUUUUUACCUAAAUUGUGCCAAGUGCCUGCCGAAUUUGAAUUUAAGGACAUAUAGAAAUACAUAAUUUUUUCGAUAUAUGUUUUAUAAUAAUUAAUAAUAUAUCCAUAAUAUGUUAUCUGUAAAGUAGCAUUUAUUUUUUAAAUACUUAACAAUGCAAUACCUGGUUAUCAAGUCGCACAAAUUUCAUUCAUGUAUACGAUACGAAAUCGAUUCGACUGGCGAUAAUCACUUGUGUUCGUGCCCGCGCGCCGACCCGACCCGAAGAUCGAGUUCUUGGUAUGAAUUUAUAAAGCGGUGUUCACACUGGACUUACAUUUAUAGACAUACGUUAAUCUAUUUGUCGAAUUGAAAUAAUAGUGUUUUUUUAAAGACUGUGAUGGAUAAUACAAAACACAAUACUUUUCUAAAAUAUGAUAUUACUUCUACAUCCUGACCCUUUUUCCACUCAUGUAUUAACUGGUAUGUGAUAAACCUUCUUCAUGUCAAGUAGUAUAGAGAGAAAAAAGGAAAUAAUGGUUUAUUUACAUAAUACAAUCCAUUCAAUAAUGAUACAACUAUAAAUGAUUGAAAAAUCUUAUUACGAAAUUUCACCAAAAAAUAAAUAAAUCAAAUGACACUCUAUUAAAAUUCAGCCUCAUUGUGAACACACCCCAUCCCGCUCAAUCGAUGGAAAAUUUGUCCAAAAAUAAAGCGUGGCUUUAGCCUAUUAAAAUCUAGCCAUAGUGAACACACCCUAUCCGUUCGAAUCGAUCGGCGACCCGCAUACGACGCGCAGUGCCGACGGCGAUCGGCUCACGAUCGGGCGCCCCGUCCGCCAUCUUGUCGCGCGUUAUGCCGCGUCCCCGUCGCGACAUGGACCGCAGGAAGAUGUUUCACGAAAAACUCGAUUUAGAACUCAUAGAGUUGGUGAGAAACAACGAAGUGCUGUACGACUUUAAUCAUCCGAAAUAUAUGGAUUUUAACGCGAGGGAAGUCGCAUGGCAGAUGAUCGGCGAUGAGUUGAAACGACCCGCUGCUGAUUGCAAACUGCGUUGGAUCAACAUUCGAGAUGUAAACAGAAGGAUAUUGAGAAAGAAAUUGGCAAUGCCCCACAAUCGCGGGCGGCUAUACAAGUAUGAAAACGAACUGGCUUUCAUGAGACCUUUCUAUAGAGACGUCCAUAUACAAGGGGGCGAGUUUGAAUCUGAUGAUAAAAGCGAACAGAACUGGAAUGGGGACGAUAAUGGUCCAGAUGAUGUAGAUGAUCAAAACGAAGAAGAAGUGGAGAUACCUGUGAAAAAAGAAGUGAAAACUCCAAAGAAAUCUAGGAAAAGAAAGAAAAAAGACAUUUAUGAAGAUGAAGAUGACGAUGAAGAUGAUAUACCUAUUGCAGCUUGUGUGAAUGAACCAAUAACAGCGGCGGAAGGCUUCGACCCCACAGAUCCAGUAGACGCGUUCCUAAUAAGCAUCGGAGCCACUUUGAAGACGUUUUCUCCGUAUCACUUGAAUUUGGCAAAGAGCAAAAUAUUUUCGGUGGUACAAGAACACGAUUUACAACAAAUUGUACAGAAAACUAGCGAUGUUAGUGUUAAGCAACCAGAGACUUUAUAUCUGUCAUAAAAAUUGCAUACCUAGUAUUUUUUUAAUGUACAGUAAUGUUGUAAUAAAUAAUACCUAUACGAGAAGAGUCGAGCACAGUCGACAAGUUGUUUUAAAAUUGUAAUUUUAAGUUUUGAACUAAAAUACUACGUUAUAAAUUUU
Plodia interpunctella (Indianmeal moth) is the source of this 1844-nucleotide messenger RNA. RefSeq lists its product as uncharacterized. Bases 936 to 1703 code for a protein of 255 amino acids. Gene Ontology annotation, molecular function: DNA binding. The transcript has 2 exons. The record is from RefSeq and is a predicted model, not a curated record. NCBI's taxonomy places the organism in Eukaryota, Metazoa, Arthropoda, Insecta, Lepidoptera, Pyralidae.